Rotaria socialis is the source of this 3225-nucleotide messenger RNA. The record is from the annotation of a GenBank genome assembly. NCBI's taxonomy places the organism in Eukaryota, Metazoa, Rotifera, Eurotatoria, Philodinida, Philodinidae.
AUGGAUUCCAAAAAUUCACACACAGUCAGCAAGGUUAAUUAUUCCGGGCAUAGUACCGAGAAAAAAGCGACCACAGCUAGUAGCGCUAGCUAUACCGAACACAGUACAAAAAAGGUAUCAGUGGUAACCAAAAAAGAUACCGAAAAAACUACUACUAGAUUCGUACAAAAUUACGUUGUCGUAUGGCUUGAUACCAAUAUUGACGAGAAAAAAGAGCAUUUUCAACAGUGCAUCAUAGAGGUUCGAAAGAUUGUCGCCGCAUUAGAUCUAUUUACUGACGUCGAGCAAUGUGUUGAAUACCUGAAACGUAGCGAUGGUCAAAAAAUUUUUUUAAUUACAUCUGGGUCGCUUGGACAAAAGGCAAUGCCACUCAUACACAAUAUGGCUCAAGUUGAUACGAUCUUUGUUUACACAGAAAACGAAGAUCUACACAAAGUAUGGGCGAAAGAUUGGUCUAAAGUUGAAGGCGUUCAUGGCACAAUAGAGCCCAUAUGCAAACAAUUAGCAAAGGCUACACGGGCAUGCGAUCAUGAUUCGAUCCCGAUGAGUUUCGUUUCGCAGCAAUGCACGUCAGAUACAGCGUCCAAUGAGAAAAAUCUUGAUCAAUUACCACCAAAUUACAUGUACUCGGCAAUUUUCAAGGAUAUUAUAUUAGAAAUUGACGACGAUGGCGAAAAAUCGAUGAACACCUUAGUGAAAUUUUGCCGAGAACAAAAUAUUUCUGAAACUGAAAUAAGUGAAUUUAAGCGUGAGUACCGCGAAAGGUCACCAGUCUGGUGGUAUACGGAACAAAUGUUUCUGUUUGGUAUGCUUAAUCAUGCCUUGCGAAUGCUCGAUAUGGAGGUGAUGACAAAAUUAGGUUUUUUUAUUCGACAUUUGCAUAUUCGGCUGAAAGAAUUGCACCAGCAACAGCUGGUGGAUUUUCAGACAGUGCUUACCGUUUAUCGUGGCCAGGGAAUGACUAAAGAAGACUUUCAAAAGCUACGGAAUUCAAAAGGUGGGCUCCUUUCAUUCAAUAAUUUCUUAUCGACUAGUAAGAAACAAAAAGUGGCCACAUUAUUCGUUCAAGGCACCCUAAAGAGAAAUCCAGAUAGGGUGGGUGUUAUAUUUAUUAUGACAGUAGAUCCAAGUAAAAUAUCAACUUCAAUCACACCAUUUGCAAUGAUUGAUGAACAGAGUGCGUUCCCAGGAGAACAAGAAAUUCUUUUUACAAUGCACACUGUUUUUCGUGUUGGUGAAAUUAAACAGACGGCUGAGAAUAGUCCUAUUUGGGAAGUACCAUUGACUAUUACUGACGAGAGUGAUCCACAACUUUCUGCUCUUACUGAUUGCAUCAAACAGGAGAUCGACGGUGAAGGAUGGUGUCAAAUGGGCAAAUUAAUGCUCAAAGUGGGUCAUUUCGAUCAAGCUGAAGUACUCUAUAAUGAAUUGCUCAAGAAUCCUUCUGAUGAUAUUGAGAGGGCACAUAUCUAUUACCAACUUGGACGGUUGAAAAACGAUCAAGGUAAAUACCAACAAGCAGUUACUUUCUACAAAAAAUCACUCGAAAUCAACCGGAAAACGCUUCCUGAAGAUGAUGCUUCAUUAGCGCCUACUUAUAGUAACAUGGGUCUAGUGUAUAAUAACAUGGGUGAAUCCUCGACAGCACUUGAAUAUUACGAAAAAUCAAUUAAAAUCUUUGAAAUAUCUCUGCCUCCGAUUCAUCCCGAUUUGGCUAGUUCCUACAGCUGCAUCGGUGGAGUGUAUAGCAGCAUGAGUGAAUACUCGAAAGCACUGGAAUAUUACGAAAAAUCACUCAAAAUAAGAGAAAAGGCUCUGCCUCCGAUUCAUCCCGAUUUGGCUACUUCCUACAACAACAUCGGUCUAGUGUAUAGCAGCAUAGGUGAAUACUCGAAAGCACUGGAAUAUUACGAAAAAUCACUCAAAAUAAGAGAAAAGGCUCUGCCUCCGAUUCAUCCCGAUUUGGCUGCUUCCUACAACAACAUCGGUCUAGUGUAUAACAACAUGGGUGAAUACUCGAAAGCACUGGAAUAUUACGAAAAAUCAAUUAAAAUCUUUGAAAUAUCUCUGCCUCGGAUUCAUCCCGAUUUGGCUAGUUCCUACAGCGGCAUCGGUGGAGUGUAUAGCAGCAUGGGUGAAUACUCGAAAGCACUUGAAUAUUACGAAAAAGAUCUCAAAAUAACAUUAAAAUCUUUGCUUCCAAGUCAUCCAGACUUGGCUACUUCCUACAACUGCAUUGGUGAAGUAUAUAACAACAUGGGUGAAUACUUGAAAGCACUGGAAUUUUACGAACAAUCACAUCAAAUCUUAGAAAUAUCUCUGUCUAAGAACCAUCCUGAUUUAGCUAAUUCCUACAGUAACCUCGCUUCGAUAUUUGACAGAAUGUGUCAAUAUUCAAAAGCAUUUGAGUAUUACGAAAAAUCAUUUCUGAUUUACCAACAGACGCUGCCAUCAAAUCAUCCUCAGAUGGUUUCUUCUUAUAGUAAUAUCGCUUUGGCGCAUAAGAACAUGGGUCAGUAUACGGAGGCUCUGUCGAAAUUUGAAAUAGCACUGGAAAUUGCAUGUGCCAUUCUACAAGCAAACCAUCCUGAAUUGGCAACUUUAUAUAAUAACAUGGGUUCAGUGUAUUUUGGCAUGAAUGAUUUUCCAAAAGCACUAGAAUUAUACAAAAAAGCACUCGAAAUCCGUGAGAAAGUACUUCCAAAAAAUCAUCCCGAACUGGCAGCGUCUUACAACAGCUUUGGCGUGGUUCAUACCGAGUUGAAUGAGUUAGAAAGUGCCCGACAAUACUAUUUGAAAGUACUUAAAAUCUAUGAAGAAAACAAUGUUAUAAACCACCCUAAUUUGGCUGCUUCCUACAAUAACCUCGCUUUGGUACAUGAAAAACUGGAUGAGCAUGCAAAAGCACUCGAAUAUUUUGAAAAAGCCCACAACAUUCAAGAAGUAACUCUGCCUCCAGAACAUCUUCACGUGGCUGUUAUCUGCGACAAUGUGGGAGCAAGCCUCGAAAAUAUGGGCGCGCAUACAAAAUCAUUGCAAUUUCAUGAAAAGGCAAUCACUAUCCGUGGAAAAACUCUGCCUAUGGACCAUCCUGAUCUAGCUGCUUCGUACAAAAUUGUAACUAUGACGCAUUGGACGGUGAAUGACGUCAGUGGGUGGUUGGAAUUAAACGGUUUUCAAAAAUACGUUCAAGUUUUCAAAGGUAAACACUGUUCGAAAUUAUAG